Coccidioides posadasii C735 delta SOWgp is the source of this 1452-nucleotide messenger RNA. The record is from RefSeq and is a predicted model, not a curated record. NCBI's taxonomy places the organism in Eukaryota, Fungi, Ascomycota, Eurotiomycetes, Onygenales, Onygenaceae.
AUGAGGAAAGCAGACCACGAUGUCGAGGGCCGCAAGGUCACCGCCGAAAUUGGCGGGGAGGCACAAAUUGCUACGGUUGCAGAGACAAGGAUGGACUUUAGAACCGCUAUCAAGCUUUACCCGAAAGCAGCUGCAUGGUCGUUGUUCUUUUCCCUGGGAGUGAUAAUGACUGGCUUCGAUCCCCAGAUCAUGGGUAACUUAUAUGGAGUCCCAAAAUUUCAGGAGGACUUUGGCAUGGGAAGCCCGGUUGGUCAAGUCGUGGGUGCUUUAGCGGCAAGUUAUCCAAUGGAGUGGUUUGGGCGGAAGUCGACGUUCUUGUUUUAUGCUCGUUCUCUCCCUGUGUUGCUGGUGGGUGAGCUGCUCGGUGGUCUCAUCCUCGGCUGUUAUGCAGUCAUUGCUCCAGCAUACGCUUCUGAAGUUUGCCCGGUCGCUUUACGAGGUGUGUUGGCCGCGUACAUAAACUUAUGUUUUGUCAUCGGCCAGUUUAUCGCGAAUGGCAUAGCUGCCGCCACCCAUGGACUAGAUUCGCAUUGGGCCUAUAGUAUUCCGUUCUCCAUGCAGUGGAUUUGGCCAGCGAUUAUCCUUUUGGGUAUUUUCUUCGCUCCUGAAAGUCCCUGGUGGCUGGUGAGGAAAGGAAGACUUGACAACGCUGAGAUGUCACUUCGGCGGCUAGCAUCCCCAAGGGUGGACGUCAAGGCGACCUUGGCAAUGAUCAUUGAAACUGAUCGGCUGGAGCAGGAGAUGGAGGCAGGCACUACAUACCGGGAUUGCUUUAGGAAGAUCAAUCUUAGGCGGACUGAAAUUGCUAUCGGCGUUUAUACUAUCCAAGUCUUUAGCGGAAUAUAUCUCAUCGGUUUCUCGACUUAUUUCUUCACUUUGGCUGGCCUGUCAACAGAUAAUGCAUUUAACAUGGGCAUCGGGUUCCUUGGUGUUGGAUUCGUAGGGACAUGUCUAUCGUGGGUGCUGCUCUCAUAUUUUGGUCGAAGAACAAUCUAUGGCAACGGCUUGGGGGUAAUGGCUAUUAUUCUGUUUAGCAUUGGCAUUCUGGACUGUACCCCCAACUACCUUGAUCGACCUGGCGUGAUUUGGGCGCAAUCGUCGAUGAUGCUGGUCUGGAAUUUCACUUAUAAUAUAUCCGUCGGCCCCAUCUGCUUUGUGAUCCUAUGUGAAUGCUCGGCGACGAAGGUUCGUUCCAAAACCAUUGCCAUCGCUACGGCUAUCCAGGCGAUUUUUGGAAUUGUCAUGACUGUUGCCAUUCCACAUAUGAUCAAUCCGGACGCGGGAAAUAUGCGAGGGAAGUUGGGAUUUUUCUUUGGAGGUUUAUCUAUAAUUUGCCUCCUGUGGACAUGGUUUAGGGUACCAGAAACGAAAGGUAGAACAUACGAAGAGCUUGACAUUAUGUUUGAGCGCAACGUACCAACUCACCAAUUUAAGGAUUAUAAAGUCAUAUAA